Molecule: messenger RNA, 1053 nt
Organism: Indicator indicator
Lineage: Eukaryota; Metazoa; Chordata; Aves; Piciformes; Indicatoridae
Gene: SEPTIN3
Product: septin 3
Exons: 10
Coding region: 1-1053 (350 amino acids)
Biological process (GO): cytoskeleton-dependent cytokinesis
Cellular component (GO): presynaptic cytoskeleton; neuron projection; cell division site
Molecular function (GO): GTPase activity; molecular adaptor activity; GTP binding
Source: RefSeq, a predicted model, not a curated record
AUGUUCAAAGGGCCGGUGGAGAGCAAAACCGAAGCAGCCAUGUCUGAGCUGGUGCCAGAGUCACGACAAAAACCAGUUGUGCCCAUGAAACCCAUGGGCAUUAAUGCCAACCUGCUGGGCUACAUCGGCAUCGACACCAUCAUUGAGCAGAUGCGCAAGAAAACCAUGAAGACAGGUUUUGACUUCAACAUCAUGGUUGUAGGGCAGAGUGGGCUGGGAAAGUCGACGCUGGUGAACACCCUCUUCAAAUCCCAGGUGAGCCGCAAAUCUUCAGGCUGGAACCGGGAGGAGAAGAUCCCCAAGACGGUGGAGAUCAAAGCCAUUGGGCAUGUCAUUGAAGAAGGUGGUGUCAAAAUGAAGCUGACAGUGAUUGACACACCAGGGUUUGGGGACCAGAUCAACAAUGAGAACUGCUGGGAACCUAUUGAGAAAUACAUCAAUGAGCAAUAUGAAAAAUUUUUGAAAGAGGAGGUGAAUAUUGCAAGGAAGAAACGGAUUCCAGACACACGAGUGCACUGCUGCCUUUACUUCAUCUCCCCCACAGGCCACUCCCUGCGACCUUUGGACCUGGAGUUCAUGAAACAUCUCAGCAAGGUAGUCAACAUCAUCCCGGUUAUUGCCAAGGCUGACACCAUGACCUUGGAGGAGAAGACUGAAUUCAAACAAAGAGUGCGCAAAGAGCUUGAAGUAAACGGGAUCGAGUUUUACCCCCAGAAAGAAUUUGAUGAGGACUUGGAGGAUAAAACAGAGAACGACAAAAUCAGGCAGGAAAGCAUGCCCUUUGCUGUAGUAGGCAGUGACAAGGAGUACCAAGUGAAUGGCAAAAGAGUCCUGGGCAGGAAAACACCUUGGGGAAUCAUUGAAGUGGAAAACCUCACUCACUGUGAAUUUGCCCUGCUUCGAGAUUUUGUCAUCAGGACCCACCUUCAGGACCUUAAAGAAGUGACUCACAACAUCCACUAUGAGACCUACAGGGCCAAGCGGCUGAAUGACAACGGAGGGCUGCCCCCCAUGACUGUGGAGACAGAGGAAAACCACGAAAGUAACCUGUGA